AACUCGGACGCUAAUUCGACGCUCCCAAACACCCGCAUCGGUACUCCACUCCCAAAAGUGGAUACCCUCGAUACUACCGUUAGUGCUGACGCUUUUACCCGCGUAAACACCUCCGAACGUAAAUCUCUCCAGGAUACCAAGGUAGCGGGUGAAAAGGCCACCAUCACUACACAAGAGGCCCAGGACCCGUCCUAUCUCUUGACCGGUCGAAAACUGGCGCUAGCCCACAUUGGCUUUUUGCUGUGA
Messenger RNA from Acaulospora colombiana, 246 nucleotides. NCBI's taxonomy places the organism in Eukaryota, Fungi, Glomeromycota, Glomeromycetes, Diversisporales, Acaulosporaceae. The record is from the annotation of a GenBank genome assembly.